Molecule: messenger RNA, 3134 nt
Organism: Anoplopoma fimbria (sablefish)
Lineage: Eukaryota; Metazoa; Chordata; Actinopteri; Perciformes; Anoplopomatidae
Product: gelsolin-like
Exons: 19
Coding region: 64-2211 (715 amino acids)
Biological process (GO): actin polymerization or depolymerization; barbed-end actin filament capping; actin filament severing
Cellular component (GO): cytoplasm; actin cytoskeleton
Molecular function (GO): actin filament binding; phosphatidylinositol-4,5-bisphosphate binding
Source: RefSeq, a predicted model, not a curated record
GUCUCAGGUGAAGCUCAUCGUUCUGCAGCUCUUUAAUCUAACUGAACGUCCAACGGUGACAUCAUGGUGUUUCAUCCAGAGUUUGAGGGGGCGGGUCAGAGGGCGGGGCUUCAGGUGUGGCGAGUCGAGAACAUGGAGCUGGUUCCUGUUCCUGUGAGUCUGUACGGAGGGUUCUACAGCGGGGACACGUACCUGGUUCUCUACAGCACCGAGAACCGCCAGGGAACCCUGCAGUACGACCUGCACUACUGGAUAGGGUCAGAGUGCUCUCAGGAUGAGAGUGGGGCGGCGGCCAUAUUUGCGGUGCAGAUGGACGAUUUCCUCCAGGGGGCGCCAAUCCAGUACCGCGAAGUCCAGGGCCACGAGUCCAGAACCUUCUCUGGGUACUUCAGAACCGGACUUAAGUACAUGAAAGGGGGCGUGGCUUCAGGGUUUCAACAUGUGGUGACCAAUGAUGUGGAAGUUGAGAGGCUGCUGCAGGUCAAAGGUCGACGCGUCAUCAGGGCGACGGAGGUUCCUGUCAGCUGGGAGAGUUUCAACCAUGGAGACAGCUUUAUACUGGACCUGGGAGAGGAAAUCAUCCAGUGGUCUGGUUCCCAUAGCAACCACUUCGAAAAGCUGAAGGCCACCAUGGUGUCUCGGGGUAUCCGUGAUGACGAGCGGUGUGGGCGGGGCCAGCUGCUGGUCUGUGAGGAGGGGGAGGAGCCAAAUAGGAUGCUGCAGGUCCUCGGGGAGAAGCCGGAGCUGCCUGACGCUCACGCUGACGACACCAGAGUUGACGCCUCUAACAGGAAGCUGGCUCAGCUCUACCAGGUGUCUAACGCAGAUGGUGACAUUGACGUUACCAUGGUAGCAGAGCACAACCCGUUCUCCCAGGAUGCUUUGCAGUCCAGCGAGUGUUUCAUCCUCGACAACGGGGCCAACGGACACAUCUUCGUCUGGAAAGGUAAGGAUGCUAACACUGAAGAGCGUCGGGCGGUUCUGAAGAGUGCAGAGAAGUUUAUCAGCAAGAUGAACUACCCAACGCACACACAGAUUCAGGUCCUUCCUGAGAACGGGGAGACUCCGCUCUUCCAACAGUUCUUUAAGGACUGGAGGGACCCUGACUACACCGUCGGCAUGGGAACAGCCUAUGUAUCCAAUCAGAUCGCGAGAAUAGAGAAGGUUCCGUUUGACGCAUCGAAGCUCCACCAAUCAGAAGCCAUGGCAGCGCAGCACGGGAUGCUGGACCGAGGAGACGGAGAGAAACAGCUCUGGCGUAUUGAGGGACCGGAGAAGGUUCCGGUGGAUCCGUCUGUCUUCGGUCAGUUCUAUGGAGGAGACAGUUACAUCAUCUUGUAUCGUUACCAUCACAACAACAGAGAGGGUGACAUCAUCUACAUAUGGCAGGGAGCAGAGUCCAGCCAGGAUGAGGUCGGAGUGUCGGCCAUCUUGGCAAUCCAGCUGGAUGAAGAACUGGGAGGGGGGGCAGUACAGGUCCGUGUGGUUCAGGGCAAAGAGCCUGCCCACCUCAUGACUGUGUUUAGGGGCCAACCAAUGGUGGUGUACAAGGGCGGGACUUCUAGAGGGGCUGGCCAAUCAGAGGUGGCAGAUACACGUCUGUUCCAGGUGCGAGCCAAUCCAGUGGGAGACUCCAGAGCUGUGGAGUUGGAUCCGUCCUCCUCCAGACUGAACUCCAGUGAUGUCUUCCUGCUGGUCUCCUCCUCUGGAUCCUGGAUGUGGAGAGGAAGAGGAAGCAGCUCAGCUGAAAUCCACGGAGCUGAGCACCUGGCUGGACUCCUGCAGGUGACCCCCACCCCACUGGAGGAGGGGGAGGAAGAAGGUGCAUUCUGGGAUGCUUUGGGGGGGCAGGAGGACCACUGUGGACCCCCCCGACUGAAGAACAAGAUGGAGGCUUCUCCCCCUCGUCUGUUUGCCUGCUCCAACCAGACGGGAUGCUUUCUGAUGGAGGAAGUUCUAGGUGAGCUGAUGCAGGACGACCUUGUUCCUGAUGAUGUAAUGAUCCUGGAUACCUGGGACCAGGUAUUUGUUUGGAUCGGAAACGAGGCUCGUGAGGAGGAGAAGACGGAGGCGGUGGCGUCAGCUGUCAGGUACCUGGAGAGCGACCCGGCUGACAGAGACCCUCGUACACCGAUUGUCACGGUGAAACAGGGAUUUGAACCGCCGACCUUCACCGGCUGGUUCCUGGGCUGGAAACACGAAACAGAGUGACAUCACUUCCUGUUUAUACUCGCCUGAAUUCUCACUGCUUUGUUCUAAUAAAACCUGUCUGUGUGUGACGUGUCACUUAUCGCCAUAGCAACAGUUUGAUAGAGUAAUAGUUUAAUGGAGCAUCUAUUUAUAAUAAAUAACAAGAACAGAGACAGAAGCCACAGUAGAGUCCAGCAGAGUUCAGUAUAGUCCAGUGGAGUCCAGUAUAGUCCAGUAGAGCUCAGUAGAGUCCAGUGGGGUUCAGUAUAGUCCAGCAGAGCUCAGUAGAGUCCAGUGGGGUUCAGUAUAGUCCAGCAGAGUCCAGUAGAGCUCAGUAGAGUCCAAUGGGGUUCAGUAUAGUCCAAUAGAGCUCAGGGCAGCAGUGUGUUCACAAACUAUUCAUCACAAUUGUAAGUGUUUACUGUUUAACAAUAAAUCUGAUGUUGACAUUAAAAUCAGUAAAUUCUCUUAAACACAAACUAACGUCAAACUGAACUACGGAAGCCCAGAACAGCCAAAUCAUGGAGCUAAACUAACAGCUCCUCCUGCUUCCAGGACCUGGUCUGACUCUGGGGUCACGGCCGAAACGUUAGUGUCGCACUGUUCCUUUAAGACAAAUUCCAAACAUAAAGAAAUUAUGAAUAUUUACACAGUUGAUGUGUCGUCUCUUUAAAAUGUGAAUUUAAAUGAACACCAGAGCCAUAUACAGACAAAGUUACAACACUUGGACCAAGCUGUAUAUAUAGCGUAAUUCUGGUCCUACUAGAGCCAUAUACAGGUGGAGUUGUUCCAGUUAAACCAGUCAGACCAGAGCCAUAUACAGGUGGAGUUGUUCCAGUUACACCAGUCAGACCAGAGCCAUAUACAGGUGGAGUUGUUCCAGUUACACCAGUCAGACCAGAGCCAUAUACAGGUGGAGUUGUUCCAGUUACACCAGUCAGACC